Messenger RNA from Pogona vitticeps (central bearded dragon), 2034 nucleotides. The record is from RefSeq and is a predicted model, not a curated record. NCBI's taxonomy places the organism in Eukaryota, Metazoa, Chordata, Lepidosauria, Squamata, Agamidae.
CGUGGGUUGAUCCCUAGCUAAAAAAUAAAUGGUUAGACGUUAGCUUCUGAAGCAUCUUUGCCAUGUUUUGGAAUGUGGGACCUCAGAGAUGCGUCUUAGUGCUGCAGCUUUAUCUGUUGAAUUUUGCCUGCUCUGUGUGGGCUGGCACAGACCUGUCAUCACAGCCUUCCAUCACAGCAGCCUCCUUCCUGCAGGACCUCUUCCUCCGCUAUGGGGAAAAUGACAGACUCAGUCUACAACAGCUUAAAUCCCUCUUGAACCACUUUGAUGUGGGUGUCGGACACAACAACAUCAGUCACACGGAGCAGCAGCACCGGAACCUGUCUUGGUGCUUUAGUUCCUCGGAGCUUUUUGCCGCCCACAAUCUGAGUGAAGAGUCGCACCUUGGCCACAGUGAAUUUCAGCAGUUCUGCCCAACUAUCCUACAGCAGCUGGAGUCAAGAGCAUGCAUGUCAGAGAAUCUUGAGAAUGAGGAGGAUGAGCGGACGGAAGAGGGGAAGCCAAGCGCUACAGAAGUCUGGGGCUACGGUUUCCUCUGUGUGACCGUCAUCUCCCUCUGCUCCCUGGUCGGGGCCAGUGUGGUGCCUUUCAUGAAGAAGACCUUUUACAAGCGGCUGCUCCUCUACUUCAUAGCCCUGGCAAUUGGUACUCUCUACUCCAACGCCCUCUUCCAGCUUAUUCCCGAGGCAUUUGGAUUCAAUCCUCAGGAAGAUUACUAUGUUUUCAAAUCAGCGGUUGUCUUCGGGGGCUUUUACCUGUUCUUUUUCACAGAGAAGAUCCUGAAGAUGCUUCUCAAGCAGAAAGACAGGCAUGCUCAUGGGCACAGUCACUACAGCACAGAGACCCUUCCUUCCAAGAAGGACCAAGAGGAGGGGGUGACAGAAAAACUUCAGAAUGGCGACCUGGAUCAUAUGAUCCCCACUAAGAGCAGCAGUCUGGAAUGCAAGAACCCUUCUGUUGAAGAGAAGGUUGUUAGCUCUUUAUCUGUCCAGGAUCUCCAGGCUUCUCAAAGCACAUGCUACUGGCUGAAAGGUGUGCGCUACUCGGACAUCGGCACCCUAGCCUGGAUGAUCACCCUGAGUGAUGGCCUUCACAAUUUCAUUGACGGUUUGGCCAUCGGCGCCUCCUUCACUGUGUCAGUCUUUCAAGGGAUCAGCACCUCUGUGGCCAUUCUUUGUGAGGAAUUUCCCCAUGAGCUGGGAGACUUUGUGAUUUUGCUGAAUGCCGGGAUGACGAUCCAGCAAGCCCUCUUCUUCAACUUCAUCUCAGCUUGCUGUUGCUACCUGGGGCUGGCUUUUGGGAUAUUGGCUGGAAGCCACUUCUCUGCCAACUGGAUCUUCGCUCUAGCUGGUGGCAUGUUUCUCUACAUUGCACUGGCCGAUAUGUUUCCAGAGAUGAAUGAAGUCAGCAGAGAAGAUGAAAGAAGUGGCAGUGCUUUGAUGGCCUUUGCUAUCCAGAACGCGGGACUGCUAACAGGAUUCACCAUCAUGCUGCUGCUCACUAUGUACUCGGGACAGAUCCAGCUUGGAUAGAGACAUGCUAGCUGCAGGUAUACGGACUGUGAAAAGCACAGCAUCCCACCAAGGAUUACAGAAAGAGGCAUGUUUCUUUAAGCCUGCUUCAUGAACUUCUCGUUGACUGACAUGCUGUGUGACUCUAAACUCCUCAUUGUAGGAUGAAGUGGCCUAGGAACCAUUUCUUAGUAUAGCAACAACAUCCCUCGUUUUUUUUCCUCCUUUGCCUUCAGGUGGAGUCUAGGAAGAAAAGGGUUCCAGUUUCCUUUUGUCUUCUUACUCAGCCAGAGGUGUUUGAAUGCACACACCCUUGGGGAGGGGUACAGGAUUUGUGCUGGUGGUUUGGGAGCCCCGGAGCUCCUGUUCCCCACAGUUGCUGAAAACAGAGAAUAUUUUGGAGUUUUAAACUGAAUGUCAGUGUUUGGUUGUUUCGGUUGGCUAGUUAAAUUUAAAAGAUGCACCAGAUUUUAAAAGGUGAAUGUAGGGUAACAAUAAAUGUUUUAAACGGUAUGCAAACUUA